AUGGGUGGUCAGUGUCAAAUCUUCGAUUACGACGACAUUCUGUUAUUGCCAAGGAAGUGUGUGGUGAAGUCACGUUCCGAGUGUGACGUAGGAGUGACGUUUGGUAAUCACCAUUUCAAGUUACCGGUGGUGCCAGCGAACAUGAAGGCGGUGGUGAACGAAGACAUCUGUGAGAAGUUGGCACGUGGGGGAUACUUUUACAUUAUGCAUCGAUUUGAUGUGGAUACGGUGAAGUUUGCAGAACGGAUGUUGAGGGAGAAUUUGAUUGCUUCGGUAAGUCUCGGUGUGAAGCAGCACGACUAUGAUGUGGUAGAUGAAUUGGCGGCCCGGGAUUUGGUUCCUCAGUUUAUAACAAUAGAUAUUGCUCACGGCUACUCGGACACAGUUAAGUUGAUGAUCGAACAUAUUCGCGCGAAAAUGGGCCAGAGGACCUUCAUCAUUGCCGGCAACGUGGCUACUCCGGAGGCCGUGGUGGCGCUAGAGAGCUGGGGCGCGGACUGUACCAAGAUCGGCGUCGGUCCUGGCAAGGUCUGCAUCACGCGGAACAAAACGGGUUUCGGCACUGGUGGUUGGCAGCUUUCCGCCGUUAAGUGGUGCGCGAGUAUUGCCCAAAAACCCGUCAUUGCUGACGGUGGCAUCCGACAUCAUGGAGACAUUGCAAAGUCCCUCCGCUUCGGCGCCCGCAUGGUCAUGUGCGGCUCGCUCUUCGCUGGUUUGGAGGAGGGUCCUGGUGAAACUGUCGAAGUCGACCAUGUUCUCUACAAGGCCUACUACGGAUCCGCCUCAGAACAUAACAAGCACGAACGGAAAAACAUUGAAGGCAAACGUAUACUCGAACCUAUAAAAGGCACCCUCGAUACACUCCUCAAAGAGAUCACUGAAGACCUACAGUCAUCUAUUAGCUACGCCGGAGGCAAAGACCUCUCUGUACUCGACCAGUGCAACUACGCAAUCGUUGGCGGAAUGAAUGAAAGGGAACACAUAUUCGGCGACCUCCCUUAG
This is a messenger RNA of Gregarina niphandrodes, 1002 nucleotides long. RefSeq names its product GMP reductase. The record is from RefSeq and is a predicted model, not a curated record. Gene Ontology annotation, molecular function: GMP reductase activity. Gene Ontology annotation, biological process: purine nucleotide metabolic process. NCBI's taxonomy places the organism in Eukaryota, Apicomplexa, Conoidasida, Eugregarinorida, Gregarinidae. The transcript has a single exon. The coding region runs from base 1 to 1002 and encodes 333 amino acids. Gene Ontology annotation, cellular component: GMP reductase complex; cytosol.